Molecule: messenger RNA, 2655 nt
Organism: Antrostomus carolinensis (chuck-will's-widow)
Lineage: Eukaryota; Metazoa; Chordata; Aves; Caprimulgiformes; Caprimulgidae
Gene: STK10
Product: serine/threonine kinase 10
Exons: 17
Biological process (GO): protein phosphorylation
Molecular function (GO): ATP binding; protein serine/threonine kinase activity
Source: RefSeq, a predicted model, not a curated record
AUCAUGAUCGAGUUCUGCCCGGGCGGGGCGGUGGAUGCCACCAUGCUGGAGCUGGACCGGGGCCUGACUGAACCCCAGAUUCAAGUCAUUUGUCGCCAGAUGUUGGAAGCCCUCCAUUACCUCCACAGCAAAAAGAUCAUCCACCGUGACCUGAAGGCAGGCAACGUGCUCCUCACCCAGGAUGGGGACAUCAAGCUUGCUGACUUUGGAGUGUCUGCCAAAAAUGUGAAAACCUUGCAGAAGCGAGACUCCUUCAUUGGAACCCCUUACUGGAUGGCCCCAGAGGUGGUGAUGUGCGAGACCAUGAAGGACACUCCGUAUGACUACAAGGCAGACAUCUGGUCCCUGGGAAUCACGCUGAUUGAAAUGGCCCAGAUCGAGCCUCCCCAUCAUGAGCUCAACCCCAUGAGAGUCUUGCUGAAGAUUGCCAAGUCCGAUCCCCCCACGCUCAGCUGCCCUUCCAAAUGGUCCCUGGAGUUCAGAGACUUCCUGAAGACAGCGCUGGACAAGAACCCAGAGACCCGGCCCAGUGCUGCCCAACUGCUGGAGCAUCCCUUUGUCAGCAAGGUGACCAGCAACCGGGCUCUGCGUGAACUGGUGGCUGAGGCCAAGGCUGAGGUGAUGGAAGAGAUUGAGGACAGUCGGGAUGAAGCGGAAGAAGAUGACUCAUCGGAGUCUGCCUCGCCCCCCGGUAAGCACAAGCGGGACCCCUCUGAGGCGAGUCAGCUGAGUUUUGAUGGGGAGAAGCCUCUGGACUCUUCCUUGCCCAAGGCAGUGAAUGGGCCUGUGGGCACUGUCAAGGAGACCACAGGUGGACAGAGUGAUAAAGUCUCAGGUGAAGGGAUAAGCAGUGACAAUGACAAACUGGAGAGCAACCACUCCACAAAAAACCUUGCAAGCUCUACCAUCACAGCCACCCAGGGCAAGCCAGACAUCAUCUUGCAGCCUGAGCGGCUGGGUAACUCAACGGAGCGGGACAAGCAGCCUCAGCCAGGCAGCAAGGAGCGGAAGAGCAUCGGGGAGCGACCAGAGAGUAGCAACCUGGAGAACUUCACAGAGGAGAAGCUUGCCAAUGGGAGCUUGGAUCCCCCAGCUCCGUUCUCCAGCAGCCGGUCCAAAGGGGAUUCAGAUUCUGGCAGCACUUCGGCCUCUGAAAGCAUGGACCUUACCAUCUCCCUGUCUGCUGACUUGUCCCUCAACAGAGAGAGUGGGUCCAUCUCUCUGAAGGAUUCCCGGAUGCACAAGAAGACGCUGAAGCGCACCCGCAAGUUUGUGGUGGAUGGAGUAGAGGUGAGUGUCACCACCUCGAAGAUAAUCAGUGAGGACGAGAAGAAGGAUGAAGAGAUGAGAUUUCUCAGGCGCCAGGAGCUGCGGGAGCUGCGUCUCCUUCAGAAGGAGGAGCACCGAAACCAGGCCCAGCUCAACAGCAAACACCAGCUGCAGCUGGAGCAGAUGCUCAGGCGCUUCGAGCAAGAAAUGACGACAAAGAAGAAGUUCUAUGACACUGAACUGGAAAACCUCGAACGGCAGCAGAAGCAGCAGAUUGAGAAGAUGGAACAAGAUCACUCGCUGCGUCGGCGGGAGGAGGCCAAGCGCAUUCGCCUGGAGCAGGAGCGGGAUCAUGUCAAAUUCACGGAGCAGUUGAAGCAGAUGAAGAAGGAGGUUAAGAACGAGAUUGAGAAGCUACCACGGCAGCAGCGUAAAGGGAACAUGAAGGUGAAGAUGGAUGACUUUGCCCAGAAAAAACAAACCAUGGAACAGGAGUUUUUGGCCAAGCAGAAGGAGGACCUGGAGCUAGCCAUGAAGAAUAUAACCUCCCAGAACAAAAAAGAGAUCUGCGACAAGGAACGCGAGUGCCUGAACAAAAAGCAGCAGCUCAUGAGAGACCGGGAGGCAUGCAUCUGGGAUCUCGAAGAGCAUCAGCAACAGGAGAAACAUCAGCUUGUCAAGCAGCAGCUAAAGGACCAGUAUUUCCUCCAGAGGCAUGAGUUGCUCCGGAAGCAUGAGAAGGAAAGGGAGCAAAUGCAGCGAUACAACCAGCGCAUGUUAGAGCAGCUGAAAAUUCGACAGCAGCAGGAGAAAGCCCGGCUCCCCAAAAUCCAGCGGAGUGAAGGGAAGACACGCAUGGCCAUGUACAAGAAGAGCCUUCACAUCCACUCCAGUGGAAGUGCAGCUGAGCAGCGGGAGAAGAUAAAACAGUUUGCUCAGCAGGAAGAGAAGAGGCAAAAAGCAGAGCGGCUGCACCAGCAGCAGAAGCACGAGACACAGAUGAAGGACAUGCAGGCCCAGUGCGAGAGCAACAUGAAUGAGCUCCAGCAGCUGCAGAAUGAAAAGUGUCACCUCUUGAUUGAGCAUGAAACCCAGAAGCUUAAGUCCCUGGAUGAGAACCACAACCAGCACAUGAAGGAGUGGCGAGACAAACUGAGGCCACGGAAGAAGGCCCUGGAGGACGAGCUGAAUCAGAAGAAGCGUGAGCAGGAGAUGUUCUUCAAGCUGAGUGAGGAAGCAGAUGGACAGACACCAGGAUCCCCAACCAAACAUGCCAAGUUUGUCCUGUUCAGCUCCACAGAGAGCUCAUAACACACUGCAGCUGGCAGGCCACCAGCUGAAACUUGCUGCGUCCUCCUGGGCUGCAGGUGGGCAACUUGGACUUGG